Salmo salar (Atlantic salmon) is the source of this 5049-nucleotide messenger RNA. The record is from RefSeq and is a predicted model, not a curated record. NCBI's taxonomy places the organism in Eukaryota, Metazoa, Chordata, Actinopteri, Salmoniformes, Salmonidae.
GUACACUCAGUGUAUACCAUAACCACCACAUCCUAGACAAGAUACACGGCCGAGGCAGAUGCAUGUGUAAUAAUAGCCCUUCCAUAGUGUGUGGAGUGCUCCUAAUGUUUUGCACACUGUGUAUUUGAGGCACGUGAAGUAUGCAUUGUCUAAAUCAAUUGGUCACAUCAGUUGUGCACAGUGCGCGGUAAAUUCCAUUUUAGUGCUGGAGGAACAUGUUCUCAACUAUGUCUUUGAAUUAUUAUUAUUAUGCUCUGCUCAGGCGAUUAGUAAGUAUAUCAAUACUACACUCUCUCCAUCCAUUUUACUCCCUAAUCUUGUUAAAUAUUUCCAUGCGGGAUCACGCGUUCAUUAGAGUUUGUGUCAGUCUAAGAAUCAUGCGGUUGGCUUUCGCUAUGAGAAAGGAGGAGUUAGAAAGGCGGUGGACCCUUUUAAGAACACACUGUCACUUUAUGCGCCUGAGAGCUCACUUGGAUAGGCUUCAGUUCACACAUUAGGAUUGUUUGGAGCCUACUUGGACGUCCAAAUGGUAGAGGAUUUUCUCUCAUGCGAUCCAGCACCAAUGAGCUGUUUUCAGACUCAGACUAGGAUUCUCAUCACUUGGAAAUACCAUACAUGGGCUAUGUGCAAAAUACAGUUGGAUAAACCUUUGAAUCUAAACAGUUACUUGGGAAAGAGACAAUUUCACAUGGAUGAUUCUCCACUGUGAGCAUCUGUACUCUUCACUCUGUGUUAAAGUUCGUUCUGGAGACCUCCGUUUGUUGGAAAACAUCACUCCAAUUUCAGGGUUGCGACAUAAACCCUACUACAGCAGAGAGCAGCAGACAUGACGGACAACACGUCUCAACAUAACUUCAUCAUGCACCACCACAUGGAGCUGAGCACCCUCACCAUGUACAGCGAGAACAGCACCGACAACAACACCAGCGCCAGGGAGCAGAACUCUACGACCUGCUCGCUCCGCAUUCCACAGGAGCUGUUCCUGACGCUGGGCCUCAUUAGUCUGGUGGAGAACAUCUUAGUGGUGCUGGCCAUCAUCAAGAACCGCAAUCUGCACUCGCCCAUGUACUACUUCAUAUGCUGCCUGGCCGUCUCCGACAUGCUGGUCAGCGUCGCCAACGUAGUGGAGACCAUAGUCAUGUUGCUCACCGAACACGGGCUGCUAGUGGUCACACCUGAAAUGCUGCGGCACCUGGACAACGUCAUCGACAUCAUGACCUGCAGCUCGGUGGUGUCGUCGCUGUCCUUCCUGUGCACCAUCGCCGCGGAUCGAUACAUCACCAUAUUUUACGCGCUGCGUUACCACAGCAUCAUGACCACGCAGCGCGCCGUGACCAUCAUCGCGAUGGUGUGGCUGACCAGCAUCACCGCCAGCAUAUUUUUCAUAGUCUACCACUCGCACACCGCCGUCAUUGUAUGCCUCGUCACCUUCUUCUGCAUCACUCUUGUCUUCACCGCUGUGCUCUACAUGCACAUGUUCAUCCUGGCGCACGUGCACUCGCGGCGCAUCAUGGCCAUCUACAAGUCUCGACGCCAGGGCACGAGCAUGAAGGGCGCCAUCACGCUCACCAUCCUGCUAGGGGUCUUCAUCCUCUGCUGGGGACCCUUCUUCCUCCACCUUAUUCUCAUCCUUACCUGCCCCACGACCCCCUUCUGCACCUGCUUCUUCAGCUACUUCAACCUCUUCCUCAUCCUCAUCAUCUGUAACUCGCUCAUCGACCCGCUCAUCUACGCCUACAGGAGCCAGGAGCUGCGCAAGACACUCAAGGAGCUGCUCUUCUGCUCCUGCGUCACCUUUCGGUGCGAUUCCAUGCUGGACUGUCUAUUUCCAUGGAAGUUCACGUGACUGCAGGAUUUGUUCAGGAAUAACAGAUUAUUUGAUAUUUGCGGCACUAUUAGGCGAAUGCCUGCCAUUGCUGUUGAAUUAACUGAAAUACAUAGUUAAUAAACUAUGAGACCUCAGGUUGGAUUGCGCACAACGGCACAGUGCCACGUAUGGGACCUUUUACCAACCCCUGGCCUCUUCCAUGUUGCAGGCCAAGCCAUACAUAUAUGCCAUACUUGCGUGUCGAACAAACGCUUGAACCAUAAUCUAAAGCAUCUAAUCUAAUUAUACACAGCAAAUGUGUGAUCAGAAUUGUAACUUCCACAGUGUUAAAUGUAUCACUUUCUUAGAAAUCAUAUGUAACCAUCUCAAAUAGCCUAGUGUUAAACUAACACUUUUAAAAGUGUUGAUAAAUCAAAGUGAUUGGUCCCUAGCACAAUGGGUGUUGAAGAUUCCAAUUUAAAUUAACACCUUAUAAGAGCUGAUGCUGCUAACACUUUCUCAGUGUUAGCUAAUUAACAUAUGUGGUGUUACAGUAACUCGUUUUGGAGUGUUUUAACACUUUAGGGUGUAAAGACUGCACAUUUAUUUCCCAGGGUUACUUUUUUGCUGUGUGUUUGUUAGUGACAAAGACAUGAUUGUUGCAUUCGAUGGCUUUCAGUCAUCUAGCCUUUACCAAGUGAGUGACUAAGUGAAUAUUUGAUCAUAAAAAUGUAAUUAUUUAUGUCAAUACACAUACAUUACUUUUUUUGAAUUUAUGUUGAAACAACAUGGAGUAGAUUGAAUUUAAGUCUGUGCCCAGUACAGGCCACAUUAGCAAGUUACCUUAGUCACUCGCUUUCGAAGUGUUGGAUAAUUCCUAUUGGAAUCCAGUCAGAGUUAGAAUAUCCAACAGCAACAACUGCAGUUAGAAUGACUGCCAAGGUAGGGAAGAUUGAUAAAUGAGACUUCCUUAACCAUCUGAACUGGAACAACCAUUUCAAUAACGGGUGAAAUAAGGCCAACUACUUACAGAUUGGAUUAGUUUAGAUUUUUUAUUUUAUUUAUCUUUGUUUAGUAUAAGAUCAAUUUAUCAAUCGAUGUGCAUGCAGAAACAUAGGCCUAGAUAUUAAAACAAACUAUUCUAAAAAGCAACUGGCAACAAGGCAUGCUGGGAAAUAUGAUAAUGGGCCCCUCCCAUGUCUUCAAUCUGAGAGAGUUAACGGAAAUUAACUCAACACAGCCGAGUAACAACAACACCACACCGUGUUGAUUCCACUGUGAUUCAAGUAACUUAAUUUAUUCACUGCGGGUGGUUUCAAUUUUAAUCCCACUGGUGUUAUCCCCACCAGAAUCAACACUCAGAUAUAACACUCACAACACUUUUUACCUCAACACUGUGAUUUUAACACCCUCAAAUUUGCUAUUUAGUUAUCAUCUCCAAAUAACAGCAACUGACAUAACUUUUUCAAAGAUGCCAAUGUGUGUAAAAGCUGCGGGUCCAGUUUUCUCAGGCACCAAGAAACUUUGGUUUAACAGUACAUUACUGUAAACUUUACAGUAAUGUACUACAGUAAUGUACUGUUAAACCAAAGUUGCUUUGGAAUUUAUGGUAACAUACUGUACAUUUUUUUACAAUAAUUUACAGGUAAAUGGCUGCCAGUAAAUUAGCAUAAAAACAUGAUUAUUUUACAGUGUACUAUGUAGGACAAAUAGUAAUUUGUGCUUUAAUUGUAUAGCCGACACUGGAAAUAGACUUUAAAUAAGAUAUAGCAAGUGUUCUGUUUAAAAUAGGAAAGAAUUUCCCAGAAUGUUGUUUGAAAGAGGCUAUUUUUGAAGAAAAAGAUCUAUGGGCAUACUGAUAUACACUAGCCCUAAUGCUUUGUAUGGAGUCAAAGAAAGAUGAGUCAUUAAGUUGUGUUUUGUACAAGAAAACAAUUCUGUCACGUUUUGAUUAAAUAAAAUUAGUGCAUUGUGAAGUCCAAUAAUAGCCUAAUUGGUCUAUAUAGAGUUGCAUUUUUAUUUAUUCACUCAUUAUUUGUUUACAUCCAACUUCCAAGUAUGUACAAAGAAGUUUCACGGUAUGAUUUAGGCCUAACUUAGCCCACUUAGGCCUUUGACGAAAAUGGCCUAUAAAUUGAAAUAAAACUUUUGGAAUACAACUUUUUACAUGAAAUCCAAUCUUGAAACAGAUCAGACAUUUUAAGAUUAUCCUCACCAUUUUAAUGCAAAUAAUAAUGUAUGCAUAGACGGAAAAAAAAUGUUUAUUUCAAUGUUUAUUUCACAAGUAGCCCAUGUAAUGUAGACUAGCCAUGUUUUUUAAUUGUGUUAUGGAUGUACUGAACACUUUGAAUGUUUCAACAUAUUUAUAAAAUGUUCAAAAGCCUCAAGAGGGUAUCAAUAUUCAUCCUAAACAAUCAAUGCUAUUUUAUGGCUGUGUGUCAGAACCAAGGCUCAAACUUAUCUCAUUGUAAAUGUGUACAUUUGAUAACUUUUUACUGUAUUUCAACAUAUUGCUAUGGUCAAGUUGUACUAAUAUAUACUGAACAAAAAUAUAAACGCAACAUGCAACAAUUUCAAAGAUUUUACUGAGUUACAGUUCAUAUAAGGAAAUCAGUCAGUUGAAAUACAUUUAUUAAGCCCUAAUCUAUGGAUUUCACAUUACUUGGCAGGGGUGCAGCCCACCCACUUGCCAGCCAGGCCCACCCAUUGGGGAGCCAGGCCCAGCCAAUCAGGGGUGCAGCCAUAGGUGGGCCUUAGAGAGCAUAGGCCCAACCACUUGCCAGCCAGGCCAAACCACCACCCAGGCCGGAUGUGGAGGGGCUGGCGUGGUUACACGUGGUCUGCGGUUGUGAGGCUGGUUGGACAUACUGACAAAUUCUCUAAAACAACGUUAGCAGCAGUUUAUGGUAGAGAAAUUGACAUUCAAUUAUCUGGCAACAGCUCUGGUGGACAUUCCUGUAGUCAGCAUGCCAAUUGGUGGAUGGAUUAUAUUGGCAAAGGAGAAACACUCACUUACAGAGAUGUAAACAAAUUUGUGCACAACAUUUGAGAGAAAUAAGCUUUUUGUGUGUAUGGAACAUUUCUGGGAUUUGUUAUUUCAGCUCGUGAUGGUGUAUUAUUUAAUAACAGCAUCAGUAAUGAGGACAAUGAUAGUACGCAUGAUAACAAUAUAAUUAUAACACUAUUGUUGUCAUAUCAUUUGUUACUAUAAUAUUGUUGUAAUAUUGAUAAUUAAUAAUUAC